AGACUGGAGCCACGUGCAGUUCUGCUGCCUAAGUUCUGCUAACAAACCGGCAGCCAUAAAUGAGCCAAUCAGAAGUCAGCAGGUACACGGAAGCGAAGCGACGAGGUGAAGCUCGCGUGAAAAACCGCGCCCGUGGACACGUUGCGUCAGAGGAUUAAUCUCGCCUGAAUCAAAGAGUUUUCUCGGGACUGGAAAGAGGACCUGAGUUUGAUUUUUGUCCGACUGCACUAACCGACCCUGAACUUCACAAGAACCUGCACAACUACCAGAGAUGGCUGCAAGUAAACAGGUCAAAAUGGAGGAGGAGGACGGGGCGAAAGAGAAGGAGGAUGUUGAUUCAAAGGAGGGUCAUCACUCCCAUCAGUUCAGAGUGAAAUUCCCAAAUGACAAUGUGGAAUACACCGUUUACUGCAAUCAAGCUUGCACAGUGCUGGAGGCAAUAACAUCAGAACUAAACACACCAUUUAUGAUGAUGAUGAUGAAGAAGAAGAACUGUACAAAUAACAAUCUCAUUAUUCAGAUGGAUGAAGUCAUUGUUGCAACACAUUUUCCUUGUUCUUGUAUCGUGAAGGAUGCCUGCCUGAUCAUACACUGUAAACCAGAAGAGGUCGAAGAGGCCCGAGAUCAUGACAAAGUACUAUCAAGAGACAAAUAUUCUGUCUUUUGCAUUUCUAAAGACGGAGGACAAUUUGCCAAAACAAGAAAACUUUUCAAAAGCAAUACGGUGAAACAUUUCAGUUAUCUCUGUGUCUAUGCAAAGAAAGGGAUCACUGUGAAGGAGGCUCUAAAAGAAGAUGGUCGCUUCCUUGAUCUCCAAGACUUUGAACUGUCCAAAAUUGAGGAUUCAAAGAAACGCACGUUGUGCACACAAAACAUCGACGAUCUCGAUGGCAAAAAAUUCAAGAUAUGUCUAUAUCAAACCCCCAGUCGUGCAAAUCGACAGGCCAACAGUAAGCAACAGGUACAGCAGAAACAGCCAAGUGCGUCAGAAAAAUCACAACAAAACGCUGAGUCUGUGUUACAUCGUGCACAGCAGAGUGAAAUCAGUGUAAGAAGACCAAUGGAAAGCACAUUCAACGGUGAGGUUUCUGAGUGGUUUAAACAUCUGGAAGAAUGGGUGACGAGUGAUUCUUUUGCUACAAUGCUGGAGCUGAGGAAGGAGGACUUUGGAAAGGUCCAACAGUCUUUCAGUGAAAUUGACAGACUCAAGAUGCUGAUAGAAAUGGGGGAGUCUGUUUGUUUGGUAAAAAUAAAUGUGUUUGGUGCCGAGAAUGAGGGCACAGGCUUUGUCCUGUAUGAUAACUUCGUCUUGACAAAUGCCCACUUGUUUAAAGUGUGUGCUGGCUUGAAAAGAGAUAGAUGGAAAGAUGAUGUGAAGAUUACGGUUGUGUUUAACUAUGAAAAAACUAACUGUGAAUCAAAGAAAGAGUUGAAAGCUAAUGUGUGGGAUGGCAAUGAUGCUCUAGAUUAUGCCAUACUUGAGCUCGACAUUGAGAAACAUAGCUCCAACCAAACAACAGAGGAAACUGAAGUCCCACCAGGGCUUCUCAGUAACUUUGGUCCAUCACCUGGGGAUGGUGAAGCCUGUCUUAUUGGUCACCCAAACGGAGGAGUGAAAAAACUGGAUCCUACAUGCAUCAUCCCGAAAGAAAAGCGAGAGGAGUCAGUUAACCAAAAUUUAGAAGGGUACAGUGAUUAUAUUUUGACUCUCUGCUCAAUCAACCAAGAGAUCAAAAAGUGUCCAAAUGCCUGUGUGACCUACAACACUUUCAUGUUUCAUGGUGCUUCUGGCUCCCCGGUGUUUGAUGGGCAUGGCCGAGUUUUCGGUUUGCACUCUGGUGGCUAUUUCUAUGACUUUAUAAAGCCUAAUCAAAGUGUGAUUGAGUUUGCACAACCUCUGCUGACCAUAUUUAGAGACUUUAUGUAUAAACUGAGGGAGAGCAGUAAUAGGAAGCAGUUGGAGAGAAUUGAGGAAGAAGCAAAGGGAAAUCCGUACCUGCAACAGAUUUUGGAGGAACGAAUCCCCAACAUAGGGAUUGAAUACUGAGGAGCCAGUAGACGUCAAAUGGCUACCCAGAUCACUGGCUUCCAGUUGCUGCCCGCAUCAAAUUCAAAACUGACUUGCCUACAAAACUAACAAUGAGAUCAGCUCCCUCCUACCUGAACUCUCUCCUUUGGGUCUACACUCCCUCCUGCUCACGAUGCUCGACCAACAAAAGCCAUGGUCCCUGCUGGAAUCUGAUUGGCCCCCUCUAGUGUUAAGAAGAAGCCAUGUCAGGGUCAGACCAGUGAACCAGACAGGUUCAGGGGGACAGUUCUGACGACGGGCAUCCAAAGCAGGACCAGUCCAGCAGCUGUAGUCCAUCAUCAGCACCAGGCAAGACGCAGAGCAGGACAGACGGACAUUCCUCAAAGCAAAUUAAGAACAACAUCGUUAAUAUAAAAGAGGAGAGCAUUGUGUUUAUGUGUGUAUUUACAUGUAUGUAUCAUUUCAGUGUACCUUGAGCCAUCAGGCUGUUACUAACAUGAGUCUUCACUGUGAAUCAGUUUGAGUGUCAUGAGUUGCUUUUGAAAGAAGCAACUAUUGUCCAUUCCAUAUUGUACAAGUACGUUCUGACCAGAAACCUUUUCCAUAUUGUGUUUAUUUUGUUAGUCUAUAUUUAGUCAUACAAUGUGAGUACAAGUAAACACUUCUCGAGAAAUUGCUAUAGGCUACAGCUAUGAAUACCGCAGUAAUUGGGUGCCCCCCACAAUAUAGCUUAUAUUUUGGGUGCCCCCUAAAAAUAAAACCUAGAAUCGCCACUGGGUGGAACGAGUUACCAAACUCUGUUCAAUCUGCUGACUCCC
This is a messenger RNA of Stegastes partitus (bicolor damselfish), 2847 nucleotides long. Its product is annotated as protein FAM111A-like. Gene Ontology annotation, cellular component: chromatin; nucleus. Gene Ontology annotation, biological process: DNA replication. NCBI's taxonomy places the organism in Eukaryota, Metazoa, Chordata, Actinopteri, Pomacentridae. The record is from RefSeq and is a predicted model, not a curated record. The transcript is spliced from 3 exons. The coding region runs from base 272 to 2047 and encodes 591 amino acids.